AGAACUGGUCAGUCCAGUAUGACUUCGACUCGUUGGACCGAUAGCGAACGUGCAGCGGAAGAUGAAACAGGGGAAACCUGUAACCGGAGACGGUGUACAAAUCUGGGAUGAUGUCUCCAAUAGUCCCGUUCGCAGCUUGGCUCAUUCCGCACAUUGAACACGAAUCUGCCUUCUCCCUCUCCCUCCGCCUCCUCUCUUUCGUAUGCAUGGCGCCGCAGUUGCUGGGGUUCUUUUCGUGGCAGCAGAAGAUCGUCUUGAAGGUUUCUUCCAUGAGCGACGAGAGAGUGAAGCAGAAAGCAAUGGAAACUGUUGCGGAUAUCUACGGUAUUGACUCAAUAGCCGCCGAUCACAAAGAUCAGAAGAUGACAGUGAUAGGUGAUAUGGACACCGUCACUGUCGCCAAGAAGUUGAAGAAGUUCGGGAGGAUCGAUAUCGUCUCCGUUGGGCCGGCCAAAGAAGAGAAGAAGGAUGAUAAGAAAGUGGAAAAGAAGUGAUCAACUUUCCUUCAGGAUGCAUGAACAUAUACAACUGCACUUUCCUAGUCAGUUUUAGAAUACCUUGCUUUGCAGUCUAUUUUUCUAGUUACUAGCAUGAUGGCCCGUGCGAAAUGCGCGGGCUAGAUCUGAUGAUCAUUGUUGUAUUAUUUAUUUUAUCCUUAUUUUAUACAUGUGUUGUUGAUGUUUUUUUUCUUUGUACAUUUUUUUAUCCUCGCCA
Molecule: messenger RNA, 714 nt
Organism: Brachypodium distachyon (stiff brome)
Lineage: Eukaryota; Viridiplantae; Streptophyta; Magnoliopsida; Poales; Poaceae
Product: heavy metal-associated isoprenylated plant protein 39
Exons: 3
Coding region: 108-494 (128 amino acids)
Molecular function (GO): metal ion binding
Source: RefSeq, a predicted model, not a curated record